Molecule: messenger RNA, 6487 nt
Organism: Chlorocebus sabaeus (green monkey)
Lineage: Eukaryota; Metazoa; Chordata; Mammalia; Primates; Cercopithecidae
Source: RefSeq, a predicted model, not a curated record
CCCUGGUAGGAGUCAGCUCCGCCCCAAGUCACCCCCUCCCGCCCACAGCCCCAUUCCCCGCCCAGCCACCCAGUGCCUGCCCAAGGCGAGCGCGGAGGCUGCAGCGGGGCUGCAGCGCUGGAGUCGGCGGCCGUGGGGACCCUCGGCGUGGUCCUCUGACCCUGCAAACUCGCGACGGAGGAAGGGGAGGUCCUGCCCGAGGCGCCAGUCCAAGGAGGAUGCCCAUUUAACCCACCUUCGCCUAUCCCUCCGGCUGCCGGGCGCUUGCCUCGGUGCCUGCCGCCGGAGCCUCCGAGCCGCGCCCGUGGAAGUGCUGCAUGGGGCAGGGCUGCUGAAGCGCGGAGUUCGGGGUCGCGCCGCUCCCAGGCGGGCGCGGGGGCCUGGUGCGGCAGUUGGCACAGUUUCGGCGGCGCCUUCUGCGCGGGAGUGGGGGGCGCGGUGCGCCCGGCUGGCCUCCGCGGUGCCUUGGUGAGGCGAGAGUUAUGGAGCCGCCCAGCUGCAUUCAGGAUGAGCCGUUCCCGCACCCCUUGGAGCCCGAGCCGGGCGUCUCAGCUCAGCCCGGCUCCGGGAAGCCGGGCGACAAGCGGUUCCGGCUGUGGUACGUGGGGGGGUCGUGCCUGGACCGCAGGACCACGCUGCCCAUGCUGCCCUGGCUCAUGGCCGAGAUCCGCAGGCGCAGCCAGAAGCCUGAGGCGGGCGGCUGCGGGGCGCCGGCGGCCCGCGAGGUGAUCCUGGUGCUCAGCGCGCCCUUCCUGCGUUGCGUCCCCGCGCCGGGCGCCGGGGCCUCGGGGGGCACCAGUCCGUCGGCAGCGCAUCCCAGUCCGGCCGUGUUCAUCUUCGAGCACAAGGCGCAGCACAUCUCGCGCUUCAUCCACAACAGCCACGACCUCACCUACUUUGCCUACCUGAUCAAGGCGCAGCCCGACGACCCCGAGUCGCAGAUGGCCUGCCACGUUUUCCGCGCCACAGACCCCAACCAGGUUCCUGAUGUUAUUAGCAGCAUAAGGCAAUUAUCUAAAGCCGCCAUGAAAGAGGAUGCCAAACCCAGCAAAGAUAAUGAGGACGCCUUUUACAACUCUCAGAAGUUCGAAGUCCUGUACUGCGGAAAGGUGACCGUGACCCACAAGAAGGCCCCCUCAAGCCUCAUUGAUGACUGCAUGGAGAAGUUCAGCCUGCACGAACAGCAGCGCCUGAAGAUCCAAGGCGAGCAGCGCGGUGUGGACCCGGGAGAGGACCUGGCUGACUUGGAGGUGGUGGUGCCCGGGUCCCCUGGAGAAUGCCUGCCGGAGGAGGCGGACGGCACCGACACCCACCUUGGCUUACCUGCCGUGGCCAGCCAGCCUGCCCUGACCAGCUCUCGGGUCUGCUUCCCUGAGCGGAUUUUGGAAGAUUCUGGCUUUGAUGAGCAGCAGGAGUUUCGGUCUCGGUGCAGCAGUGUCACCGGAGUGCAAAGGAGAGUUCACGAGGGCAGCCAGAAAUCCCAGCCACGACGGAGACACGCGAGCGCGCCCAGUCACGUCCAGCCCUCGGACUCGGAGAAGAACAGGACCAUGCUCUUCCAGGUUGGGCGAUUUGAGAUUAACCUUAUCAGUCCAGACACUAAAUCGGUUGUACUAGAAAAGAAUUUUAAAGAUAUCUCCUCUUGUUCUCAGGGUAUAAAGCAUGUGGAUCACUUUGGCUUUAUCUGCCGGGAGUCUCCAGAGCCUGGACUUAGCCAGUAUAUUUGUUACGUAUUCCAGUGUGCCAGCGAAUCUCUGGUUGAUGAGGUAAUGCUGACUCUGAAACAGGCCUUCAGUACGGCGGCUGCCCUGCAGAGUGCCAAGACGCAGAUUAAACUGUGCGAGGCCUGCCCGAUGCACUCUUUGCAUAAGCUCUGUGAAAGGAUCGAAGGUCUCUACCCCCCAAGAGCCAAGCUGGUAAUACAAAGGCAUCUCUCAUCACUGACAGAUAAUGAGCAAGCUGACAUCUUUGAAAGAGUUCAGAAAAUGAAGCCAGGCAGUGACCAGGAAGAAAAUGAACUUGUGAUCUUACACCUGAGGCAGAUGUGUGAGGCCAAGCAGAAGACACACGUGCACAUUGGGGAAGGCCCUUCGACUAUUUCAAAUAGUACAAUCCCAGAAAAUGCAACAAGCAGUGGAAGGUUCAAACUUGACAUUCUGAAAAAUAAAGCUAAGAGAUCCUUAACUAGCUCCCUGGAAAAUAUCUUCUCGAGGGGAGCUAACAGAAUGAGAGGUCGGCUUGGAAGUGUGGACAGUUUUGAGCGGUCCAACAGUCUUGCUUCAGAGAAGGACUACUCACCAGGGGACUCUCCACCAGGGACACCGCCAGCAUCCCCACUGUCCUCAGCUUGGCAAACGUUUCCCGAAGAGGAUUCUGACUCCCCGCAGUUUCGAAGACGGGCACACACAUUCAGCCACCCACCUUCAAGCACAAAAAGAAAGCUGAAUUUGCAGGAUGGGAGGGCUCAGGCUGUGCGUUCCCCUCUGCUGAGGCAGAGCUCCAGCGAACAGUGCAGCACUCUUUCGUCAGUUCGACGCAUGUACAAGGAGAGUAAUUCUUCCUCCAGUCUUCCAAGUCUUCACACUUCCUUCUCUGCCCCUUCCUUCACUGCCCCCUCUUUCCUGAAAAGCUUUUACCAGAAUUCAGGUAGACUGUCCCCACAGUAUGAAAAUGAAAUCAGACAAGACACUGCUUCAGAAUCAAGUGAUGGAGAAGGGAGGAAAAGGACCUCGUCUACCUGCAGCAAUGAGUCCCUAAGUGUGGGAGGAACCUCUGUCACUCCUCGCCGGAUCUCCUGGCGGCAGCGCAUUUUCCUCAGGGUUGCUUCUCCCAUGAACAAAUCAUCCUCAGCAAUGCAGCAGCAAGAUGGAUUGGACAGGAACGAGCUGCUGCCACUGUCCCCUCUCUCUCCAACCAUGGAGGAGGAACCACUGGUUAUAUUCCUGUCUGGGGAGGAUGACCCAGAAAAGAUUGAAGAAAGAAAGAAAUCAAAAGAACUGAGGAGCUUGUGGAGAAAAGCUAUACACCAACAAAUCUUGUUGCUUCGAAUGGAAAAAGAAAACCAGAAACUUGAAGCAAGCAGAGAUGAACUCCAGUCCAGAAAAGUUAAAUUAGACUAUGAAGAAGUUGGUGCAUGUCAGAAAGAGGUCUUAAUAACUUGGGAUAAGAAGCUGUUAAACUGCAGAGCUAAAAUCAGAUGUGAUAUGGAAGAUAUUCAUACUCUUCUUAAAGAAGGAGUUCCCAAAAGUCGACGAGGAGAAAUUUGGCAGUUCCUGGCUUUACAGUACCGCCUCAGACACAGAUUGCCUAAUAAACAACAGCCUCCUGAUAUAUCCUAUAAGGAACUUUUGAAGCAGCUCACUGCUCAGCAGCAUGCGAUUCUCGUGGAUUUAGGAAGGACGUUUCCUACUCACCCUUACUUUUCAGUACAGCUUGGGCCAGGGCAACUGUCACUGUUUAACCUCCUGAAAGCCUAUUCUUUGCUGGACAAAGAAGUGGGAUACUGUCAGGGAAUCAGCUUUGUGGCUGGAGUCCUGCUUCUGCACAUGAGUGAAGAGCAAGCCUUUGAAAUGCUGAAAUUCCUCAUGUAUGACCUUGGCUUCCGCAAGCAGUACAGACCUGACAUGAUGUCGCUGCAGAUUCAAAUGUACCAGCUGUCCAGGCUCCUUCAUGACUAUCACAGAGAUCUCUACAAUCACCUUGAAGAAAAUGAAAUCAGCCCCAGUCUUUAUGCUGCCCCCUGGUUCCUCACAUUGUUUGCCUCUCAAUUUUCAUUAGGAUUUGUAGCCAGAGUUUUUGAUAUUAUUUUUCUUCAGGGAACUGAAGUUAUAUUUAAGGUUGCACUCAGCCUACUGAGCAGCCAAGAGACACUUAUAAUGGAAUGUGAGAGCUUUGAAAAUAUUGUUGAGUUUCUUAAAAGCACGCUACCUGAUAUGAAUACCUCUGAAAUGGAAAAAAUUAUUACCCAGGUUUUUGAGAUGGAUAUUUCUAAGCAGUUGCAUGCGUAUGAGGUGGAAUAUCAUGUGCUACAGGAUGAGCUUCAGGAAUCUUCAUAUGCCUGUGAGGAUAGUGAACCUUUGGAGAAGCUGGAGAGGGCCAAUAGCCAACUGAAAAGACAAAACAUGGACCUCCUAGAAAAAUUACAGGUAGCUCAUGCUAAAAUCCAGGCCUUGGAAUCAAACCUAGAAAAUAUUUUGACAAGAGAGACCAAAAUGAAGUCUUUAAUCCGGACCCUGGAACAAGAAAAAAUGGCUUAUCAAAAGACAGUGGAGCAAAUCCGGAAGCUGCUGCCUGCGGAUGCUCUAGCCAAUUGUGAACUGUUGCCAAGAGACUUAAGCUGCAACCCUAACAACAAAGCCAAGAUAGGAAGUAAGCCAUAAUUGAAGAGGCGUGGCCUCAGUAGGAAGUGCUCCUUAGAAUACUACAGAGAGGAAGAGCCUGCAUGCCGCUGGCCCAAGGCUGGACCCUGAAGCUGAUGGAACCACCUAAUACUGGUGCUGAGCCCCUAGUCACAGCAGGUGGACCUCGUGCUCAUCAGAGCGUGCCAAUCCUAAGCCAUCGGACAUAUGUAGAUUGGUUUUUGUUGUUGCUAUGUACAUAUAAAUAUAUAUAUAAAAUGAACAUAGUUCAUGCUUUCAGAUAAAAUGAGUAGAUGUAUAUUUAAUUUUUUUAGUCAGAACUUCAUGAAAUCCACACCAAAGGAAAGGUGAACUGAAAUUUCCCUUGGACAUAUGUGAAAUCUUUUUGUCUUUAUAGUGAAACAAAGCCAGAGCAUCUUUGUAUAUUGCAAUAUACUUGAAAAAAAUGAAUGUAUUUUUUUCUCCAAAGAACAGCAUGUUUCACUCAAUGGUGAAAAGGUGGAAACAUUUAUGGACUUUAUGUGUAUCUGUCUUAAUAUCUACUGACAUUGUCUAUAUGAGGAAAGUGACUGAAUACUAGUCAUGCUCCUAUGAGUUUUUUGGGAAGGUAGGGGCAUUUCUCCCUGCCUGCUUUGUGCCAACUAGCAUGUUGCAUCUACAUGCAUUGUGAGUCUGGUUAAGAAUUACUAUAAACAUACAUAAAGAGAAAGUAGGACAUUGUGGCUGAGUGUACCCAGCUCAAGGUAAAGGAGAAUGUCGCUAAUUUUUUAGCGAACUAAAUCAGCAUUAUUACUCAAACUAAAAAUAUCACACCUGAAAAAUUUAAUUUAGGACCUAAAAUGUCUAGAUUAACUUUCUGCCUUUUUAAUUUAAAUAACUCAUUCAGUUGUGAAUGAAUUCCUCUUUAUUUGGUGCCACAGUCACCAAAUGACAAGGAUUUGCCAUUUUCCCACCAAAUUGUGAGUGCUCAUAAUUUAGGUCUCUCUACCUUAAAUUCAGUAUAAGGAAAUGUAAUUAUGAUUGCUUUUUUCCCAAAGAUGACAAGCUGUGUCGAAAUACAUUUUUUCUUUUGACCAUUUGACAGACUCUAAUAAGCUUUAAUAAUUUUCCCCUUUUAUGUGAAAAGUUUUGAGAACUAUGAAAUAUUUAGGAACAAACUGUUAAAAUCCAUUGGAAGGGAAAAGUGGUACCAGUGGUACCAGCUCAACUAAAACCUGCAGUUCUGCAUUUCAACUCUUCACUUCCUCAGUCUACAAAUAGCUUAUUAGAGGACAUUCACGCAUGCUGGGUAUAGGCAAGGAAAGUAAUUUUCAAAGUACAUUUGCAAUUCUCUUUUUCAGAGAUGAUUCUAGGAUAGUGCCUCUGAAAGUUGAUGCAGCAUUUUUGCCUUUCCAAAAAGUAUUUAUCGUCACUGCUUUUUGCAGUACUUGUAUUUUCACAGAUGGAUUAUCUGGGGUAAUUUUCUUCAAAGGGAGUUUGUUAUACACAGUGAAAAUUUAUUAUAGAGUAGAAUAGUAAAGCUCUAGAGGUUUCAGAAAGCUUUGGUGAACAGAUGACAAACAUCCGAAACCCCCUGUACACUGUUACCCAGUGUGAAUAUAAUAACUUGUUAUAGCUCAGUGUGCCCUUGAAUCCAGACAGUUUCUUAAAAGACAAUAAAAUCUUAUGAGUAAAGUUAAUGUAACUUCUAAGUUCUAGAAAAUGCUGAUUCUGUCUACCCCAUUCAAUUGGGGGCUACUAAUUGAUUUGUUGCUUGGUUUUCCUGAGAAUUUCUCUAUUUGUAGGAGGGGUUUUUUCUUUUUACUGUCUGUUGAUGGAAAAUUAUGGGUGUGAUGCACAGAUGGUAGCCAAGGAAUCUGUUGGGAAAGUUUGGAAAGAAACCUUUUCUUUCUGUUAUUCAGUUUAAAGUAAACUUUAUCCUGGAUGUUUAUAAUCAACAUUAAGAGUUAUAUUACAGUGUUCAGAGAUUAAGCUGACUUGGAUUCAAUAUUUUCUUUUGAAAAUGAAUUUUCUUUUUCAUUUGUGAUUUUAUAAAAAUGUUGCACCAGUUAUGCUUCAUGCAUUGUUACAUCUUCAUCAGGUUAAUGUAAUGUCUAGUUCCUUUGCAAUAAAUAUAUUACUGCAGCUUU